UCAAAGAGGGCUGCCAGCGUUUAAAAGGUUUGACACAGAGACGAGUGAGGUUGGAAGGCUUCGCGGCCGGUGACACAAGAGGAGCGCGGAGAACUCGCUCGCUUUCCCCCUUUGGUGACAGCCCUUUUACCAGGAGAUCUUUUGUUGCCUUCGCAGCCAAUCAAGGCUUUUUACGACACAGUUCAGUUGGGAUAUAAAAGGAGAGUCCUUCUUUCUUCGCCCCCCCCUCUCUCCUUCCCCCAACAGCAAGUCACCCACCAUCUCCAACCCAAAAGAACUUCUGGCCAUCAGCAGCAGCAGCAGCAGCAGCCGCCGCCACUCCGCCUCCGGCAGCUGCAGCUCCUCUGCCCAAGGCCAAGCCAGCGGGAUUUGGGUCUUCCAGAGAAAGGAGCGGGGUUAGGGGGCUGGGGGAGAGAAGAUAGCCAGACAUGCUGGUGCCCAAGUCCUCUGUUUUCGUGUGCUUCCUGGUCCUGUCCUUGGAGUUCUGCACGGGGGAGCCGGUAGAGCGAGGGGCGGAUAGAGCACCCACGGCGGGAGUCCCCCUGGUGACAGAGGCAGAGGACCAGGGCUGCCCGGUGUGCAUGUGGCGGAAGCACAGCAAAGAAAUGAGGCUGGAGAGCAUCAAAUCGCAGAUCCUCAGCAAGCUGAGGCUCAAAGAGGCUCCGAACAUCACCCGGGAGGUGGUGAACCAGUUGUUGCCCAAAGCCCCUCCGUUGCAGCAGAUCUUGGACUUGCACGACUUCCAGGGCGACUCUUUCCAACACGACGACUAUCUGGAGGAAGACGAGUAUCAUGCCACCACGGAGACUGUCAUCAGCAUGGCACAAGAAACGGACCCUGUGGUACAGAUUGAAGGCAACCCCCACUGCUGUUUCUUCAACUUCAGCCCUAAGAUCAUGUUCACCAAGGUAGUAAAGGCACAGCUUUGGGUGUACCUGCGGCCUGUUCAGCAUACCUCCACAGUCUACCUACAGAUCCUGCGCCUCAAGCCAGUGACAGAGGAUGGUAGCCGCCAUAUCCGCAUCCGCUCACUCAAGAUUGACCUGAACUCACGAAUUGGCCACUGGCAGAGCAUUGACUUCAAGCAUGUCCUGCAGAACUGGUUCAAGCAGCCUCAGAACAACUGGGGCAUCGAGAUCAAUGCUUUUGAUCCCAAUGGCAAUGACCUGGCUGUCACCUCUCUUGGGCCUGGCGCUGAAGGCCUGCACCCCUUCAUGGAGCUGCGUGUGCUGGAGAACAACAAACGGUCCAGGAGGAACCUGGGACUAGAUUGUGAUGAGCACUCAACUGAAUCCCGUUGCUGCCGUUAUCCGCUGACUGUUGACUUUGAGGCCUUCGGCUGGGAUUGGAUUAUCGCCCCCAAGCGGUACAAAGCCAACUAUUGUUCAGGCCAGUGUGAAUAUAUGUUCAUGCAGAAAUAUCCCCAUACCCAUCUGGUGCAGCAGGCCAAUCCCCGGGGUUCAGCAGGGCCUUGCUGUACACCCACCAAGAUGUCCCCCAUCAACAUGCUGUACUUCAAUGACAAACAGCAGAUCAUCUAUGGCAAAAUCCCUGGCAUGGUUGUUGACAGAUGUGGAUGCUCUUAAACCCCUUGCCUGUCCUGUCACUCCCUUCUCUUGAUGCCCCUGGAUUCCUGCUUCGAAGAUGCGCCCUGACACUGAUGAAUCCAUUCCUUAGCAUUUUAAAGGAGAAAAUAAUUAAGAAAAGAACAAGAUGAAUAGAAUUGUAUUGAAAAUCUCUGAAGUGACAUCAUGCGCUGUGCAAUAAUCAAAACAGACGUCACAUUAUUGGAGAGUGGAUGAGUUGGCUUGGAUCAAUACUUUCCUCCCUGAGGCAGAACUGAAACGAGCAUUCUUCUCUUCUCCUCCAAAACCUUUUG
Molecule: messenger RNA, 1879 nt
Organism: Elgaria multicarinata webbii
Lineage: Eukaryota; Metazoa; Chordata; Lepidosauria; Squamata; Anguidae
Gene: GDF11
Product: growth differentiation factor 11
Exons: 3
Coding region: 429-1586 (385 amino acids)
Cellular component (GO): extracellular region
Molecular function (GO): cytokine activity; growth factor activity
Source: RefSeq, a predicted model, not a curated record